GGGGGCCAUUCCAGAGGGACGCUCCGCCCCUGAACCUAACAACAAAGAAAGACAAAGGCGAAAAGGAAAGGGAUUUAAUACUGAAUUGGACCAAUGCUUUUUUCUCUUCAAAGGAUAAUAAAAGCAAGGAAAUUCAGUCCAUUCAAAUUAAAGUAAUUAAAUUAAGUUGGAGAGAUAAGGAUAAUCUUAAUUUUAGUAUAUUCCUCCCAACUGACUAAAGCUCUAUCACGCGGCUCACGGGCGCCUGGAAUCCACUCCCAGGCUGCUACCAGUAUUAUCUUCUUUUCUAGUCUUGAAGGGCGUUUUUGUAGUUGUCUGCAGAGGAAAAAAAUGGCUGAGACGAAGUGUUUAGCGGUGGUGGGAAGUGGCCAAAUGGGUUCAGGCAUAGCUCAGCUUGGUGCCAUGCAUGGCCUACACGUUUGGCUCCUUGAUACUGACCCUGUUGCGCUUUCCAGAGCCUCCAAAGCCAUCUCUUCUUCCCUUCAACGCUUUGUUUCCAAAGGUCAACUCUCCCAGGCUGCUAGUACUGAUGCUUUAAGACGUCUGCAAUUUACUUCAAAUUUGGAAGAGCUGCGAUCAGCAGAUUUUAUUAUUGAAGCAAUUAUAGAAUCUGAAGAUGUGAAGAAAACGUUGUUUCUUGAACUAGAUAAGAUUGCAAAGAGUUCAGCCAUUUUAGCAUCAAAUACAAGUUCCAUCUCCAUUACUCGAUUAGCAUCUACAACCAGCAGACCACGCCAGGUGAUUGGAAUGCAUUUUAUGAAUCCUCCUCCUAUAAUGAAGUUGGUUGAGAUUGUGCGAGGUGCAGACACAUCAGAUGAGACAUUUCAUGCAACAAAAGCCUUGGCAGAGCGGUUUGGUAAGACAAUAAUAUGCUCUCAGGACUAUUCUGGCUUUAUUGUGAACCGGAUCCUGAUGCCAAUGAUAAAUGAAGCAUUUUUCACACUUUAUACUGGGGUGGCAACCAAGGAAGAUAUUGAUACAGGAAUGAAGUUGGGAACAAACCAUCCAAUGGGUCCCUUGGAGCUUGCAGAUUUCAUAGGAUUGGACGUGUGUUUAUCCAUAAUGAAAGUUCUAUAUACUGGUCUAGGUGACAGUAAAUAUGCCCCUUGUCCCCUUCUUGUGCAGUAUGUUGAUGCAGGUCGCAUUGGCAGAAAAUGUGGUAUUGGGGUGUAUGACUACCGUAGGCUGCCUGCAUCUAUAAAAUCAUCUCCUCGACUCUGAACAUGUAUUAUUUCCUGAAUAAUGAAUAACAAAAAUAGUGCCUAAAGCUCAUAAGUCGUAUCUUGGGUUCAAAUGUGGCAGUACAAAUUCCUGCAAUCGAGUGUUGUAUAUGUAACUUUAUCCAUGACUUCACAACCACAAUAUUGACACAUCAAUACUGCACCCUAGAUUACUGAGAUGAGGUUACCAGUUACCAUUUUCAUUUA
This is a messenger RNA of Theobroma cacao (cacao), 1427 nucleotides long. Its product is annotated as 3-hydroxyacyl-CoA dehydrogenase family protein. NCBI's taxonomy places the organism in Eukaryota, Viridiplantae, Streptophyta, Magnoliopsida, Malvales, Malvaceae. Gene Ontology annotation, biological process: fatty acid metabolic process. The record is from RefSeq and is a predicted model, not a curated record. Gene Ontology annotation, molecular function: oxidoreductase activity, acting on the CH-OH group of donors, NAD or NADP as acceptor; NAD+ binding.